CUAGGCCCCCAAAUCCUAAGUAACUUCUUAAAACUUUUCAAACAGCUUAAUUCUUUUUUUUCCAUGAAAAAAAUUGCCAGGGGUCCUAGUUUUCAUAAAAUUGACUGUUGUAGGUGAUGGAGCAGGUAAGGACUUCAGUUGUCUGCUCAGUUGUGGCUGAGGAGAGAGGGAGAAGGGUCUGGGGAGGACAUGAGUGUGGCCUAGUGGGAUAGGAGGGGGUAAAAUUUGGCUUCAUGCUUUUUCAGGAGAUAAGAAGGAAAAAGGCAAAAGGUGAUCAGGAUGGAGAGAGUUGUAGGAAUGAUCUGGUGCUCAGGAUGCAGAACUGGAAGUUGGGGACUUUGCAGGUGUUUGGUAUGCAUGGUGUAGAAAAAAUGAAUUCUACUAUGAGUGAGGAGCCUGAUGCACUGUCUGUAGUUAACCAACUCCGAGAUCUAGCAGCUGACCCAUUGAACAGACGGGCCAUUGUUCAGGAUCAAGGAUGCCUGCCAGGUCUUAUUCUGUUUUUGGACCAUCCCAACCCUCCAGUUGUUCAUUCAGCUUUACUAGCUCUCCGCUAUUUGGCAGAGUGCCGUGCCAACAGAGAAAAGAUGAAAAGUGAAUUGGGUAUGAUGCUGAGCUUACAGAAUGUAAUACAAAAGACCACUACACCAGGAGAGACUAAACUUUUAGCUUCUGAAGUCUAUGAUAUCCUUCAGUCUUCCAACAUGUCAGACAUGGACAAUGUGAAUGAGAUGAAUUAUCGUCGACGGAAAGCGCAGUUUUUCCUCGGCAGCACAAAUAAGCGUGCCAAGACAGUGGUUUUGCAUAUAGAUGGCCUUGAUGAUUCGUCUCGAAGAAAUCUUUGUGAAGAAGCCUUGUUGAAAAUUAAAGGUGUUAUUAGUUUUACCUUUCAAAUGGCUGUUCAAAGGUGCGUGGUCCGAAUUCGCUCAGACUUAAAAGCAGAGGCAUUGGCAACAGCAAUAGCAUCAACCAAAGUUAUGAAGGCACAGCAAGUUGUGAAAAGUGAAAGUGGUGAGGAGAUGCUGAUUCCGUUCCAAGAUACUCCAGUGGAAGUAGAGCAGAAUACAGAUUUACCUGAAUAUUUACCAGAAGAUGAAAGCCCUACUAAGGAACAGGACAAAGCAGUGUCUCGUGUUGGGUCGCACCCAGAAGGUGCGGCAAGCUGGCUUAGCACGGCAGCAAACUUUCUAUCGAGAUCUUUCUACUGGUGACUUGUCUUUGGUGUUAAAAGACUGUGUGAAUGAACCGACAGGGGGGCCAGUUUUCCAUUGGUGUGGUGAACUGCCAAGUGCAAUUUGCAAUAAAUCAUCACAAAAAUUUUAGAUGAAGCAAACGUAUGCUGCAUUUUACAUUUUAUUGGACGUUUAGCCUGAUAGGGCAGGGGUCAAAGGACAGAGGCCUCCAAUCCAAUUGUUCUUUCAUUUGUUUUUCAUGUAGAUUUUAUUGCUUCACUUUUUAAAAAUGGGUCCACUGUUAUAUACCAAACAUUUAUGCAUAUAGAGCUUUAAGUUUGACUUCACAUGAAACACAUGGUAGGGAGAAUCCAUUUAACUCAAGUCUCAGGGCCUCUGUGAAAGAAAAUUCUUAAUAGCUCUAGUUGUGCAUUAAAUAAAAUGCCCUUUUUAUUUCUGCAUCCCUUUGGACUAACGUUAUUUUGUUUAAUUUUCUUGAUUUUUGACUCCAGAGAAAAAUAUAGUCUGCCUCUUUAUUUGCCUUUAUUUUGCCAACCAUGUUCACAGCAUGAGCACGAUGUUCCCCCUUUGCUAUUAAGCUAGAAUCACUACAGACUUGAAAUUUAUCACCCUUUUAUGUAUAUUGAAUUUUUUGCAGCCUGCCCUUAAACAUUGGAGUGCUUGAGAUUAAGAAAUAAAGGAUUGAAUAAACACAAAUAUGUAUACAUACAUUGUACAGUAAAUAAACUAGAACAUAUUUGUAAUGAUGGGUGUGACUGACUGAUGUAUAUAACUAAUAAAUACCACUGACUGCUGUUUAGGCUAGCUGGGCAGACCGUAGCAAAAAAAAAAGCUGUGGUCCAAUGUAGCUGUGACCCAUUGCAGCUCUGUCUGCAGAGAAUAGAGAGGGAUGUAAACUGUAUUUGGUUAAGAAAUGGUGUUCACUGUUAGCAAAUAUUUAAUGGUAACUGAAACUUUAAACUUGAAGAAUAAAGCAGAACUGAAUGCCUCUUUUGCCACAGUGCCACACACAAAUUUUGACUUUAACUCUCUUUAUUUUUUUACCUAACAAAUCUGAUACGUAAUUACUGUUCCCUCGGAAUGUCUUUCAUGAGACUCCCAUGAAAGCACGUCAGCUUGGAUAGGCUUAAAAACAUAUGCAAACAAUUGGCUUUACCUUGUUACUUACAGACAGUAUAGGUUUAAAGAUGUCUUGGUAAAUUCUGUGACCAGAAGUGGUGAUAAAAGCAAAACUUCUGUAGGCAGAGAAUAAUAUAUAUCUGAGCUGUUAAUAAACACUGUGUGCCUGAGAGGAUUCAAUACACAGUGCUUGAAAACUGCAGUGCCACUGCUUUGUUGCACCAGGGAAAUACAGCUGAGAACUUUAAAUAAUGUUAUAAACCUCAUUAUACAAUGCUUUUUUGUGGUAAUGUACUUGCUAUAAUAUUAAUUAUAUUUACCACUUGGAGACUCAGAAAAAAAUUUUAAUGCAUUAAAGUUAUUCCCCUGUGCAUAUGCACAAGGAAUAAUAAAAAAACCCACCUCACAGGCUGUCAUAAUACUACAGAAAUGCUGAGGAAAUGAUAAUGUAAAAUAAUAAUGCUGGUCAGAGUUCACCCACCCAAGUUAAUUGCCAUUCUAGGAUAAAAAAGAAACAAAAGCUUGUUGGCAGACUAGAUGUCUCAUGUUUUUUAAUAUAUCUAGUUUAUUUUUGAUUCAGGUUUACACGCACAGAUUGAAAAUACAGGCUUUUCAGGGCAUGUAUUGCUUUAAAUAUGUAAUACUACUCAUAUUGCUGUCUAGAAUGUUACAGUACCAAAUGUGUUUGAGAAGUCCUCUGUUCUAUAGCCAUGAAUGCAGAGUUUUAUUUUUCUGCAUUAACAUCUGUUUGCAUUUGCAUUACUGCACAUCUGUUUACUAAAAGACUACACCCUUUGGAUAUUAAUGGUUCAAUACCAGUAGGUAUUACAGUUUGUUUGUGUAUUCGGUCUGUAGGUGUGCUUUUAUGACAGUAUUGCAGCUCUAGUAGAACAGUUUAAGGCAUCUGUAAAAGUUUUUGAAAUAUAAUGUAAAAUAAUAAAGGAUAAUAUAACUAAACAAAA
Molecule: messenger RNA, 3274 nt
Organism: Grus americana (Whooping crane)
Lineage: Eukaryota; Metazoa; Chordata; Aves; Gruiformes; Gruidae
Gene: ARMC1
Product: armadillo repeat containing 1
Exons: 7
Coding region: 234-1211 (325 amino acids)
Molecular function (GO): protein binding; metal ion binding
Source: RefSeq, a predicted model, not a curated record